CUCGAGCUUGCUCCAAUGGCUUCCCAGCAACCCCCCUCCAAGACUCCUCUCUACCCCUCCGUCCUCUCCUCCAACCCCGACUCCCUCUCUCCCUUCGCCUCCUCCUCCUCCUCCUCGUCUUCCAGUUCUUCUCUCUACCCUUCUCUCUCUGCUCCCCAACCCUCUGCUCCUCCAUCGUCAUCAUCGCCGCCGAUGUACCCCUCCAUCGACGUGUCGGACCUCGCCGAGAACCUCUUCCCCGACUCGCCUCCAGAUCGCUCCACCCCCCUCCCUCCCCCCGUGGAGGACACCAUCCUCUCCGUACCCGGCGCGAUCCUCCAUCUCAUUGACCGCCAACGUAGCGUCGAACUCGCCACUGGUGAUCUUUCCAUCCUCCGCCUCCGCCAGGGUGACUCCGAGGUCGCUGCUUUCGCUUCCGUUGGUUCCGUUCAGUGGCCCCUUGCCCGUGAUUCCCCUUCCGUCAAGCUUGAUUCCUCUCAUUACUUCUUCUCCCUUCCACUCCCCGCUGAUAAAGAUGAUCCUGAGAGCACGAUCCUUAACUAUGGCCUCACUUUCGCGUCCAAGGGCCAGGAGAAGCUCCUUGGUGAAUUGGAUCGAUUGCUUGAGACAUAUACGAGCUUUUCUAUGCAAGAGGUGAAGACACCAACGAAGGGUGGGGAGGUGCUGGAUGGGUCGGUGGCGAGGGAGGUGGCACCGGCGGAGAUGGUGGCCGGGCCCAAGAAGGAAAUGAUGGAGGAGCGUUCGGCCGCGUAUUGGACCACGAUUGCGCCGAAUGUGGAGGACUAUAGUGGAUCGAUGGCCAAGGUGAUUGCCAAGGGAUCGGGGAUGGUGAUCAAGGGUAUAUUGUGGUGUGGAGAUGUGACUGUUGAUCGGCUCAGGUGGGGGGAUGAAUUCUUGAAGAAGAGGAUGGGGCCGAAUGAUAAGCCGUCCGAAAUCAGUAAGGAUGCCAUGAAGAGGAUCAAAAGGGUCAAGAAAGUAACCAGAAUGUCCGAGAAAGUGGCAAAUGGCGUUCUGUCUGGAGUAGUGAAGGUCUCAGGAUAUUUCACUGGUUCGAUUGUAAAUUCAAAGGCUGGCAAGAAGUUCUUCAGCCUCUUACCAGGGGAGGUGGUCCUGGCUUCACUUGAUGGGUUUGGCAAGAUUUGUGAUGCUGUUGAAGUUGCUGGGAAGAAUGUUUUGUCGACAUCAUCAGUUGUGACAACUGGGCUUGUGUCACAUAGGUAUGGUGAACAAGCUGGUGCGAUGACAAAAGAAAGUCUCGAUGCUGGAGGGCAUGCUAUCGGGACUGCAUGGGCUGUCUUUAAGAUCCGAAAAGCUCUAAAUCCCAAGAGCGCCAUGAAGCCGACAACACUUGCAACAUCGGCUGUGAAGGCUGCAGCUGCUGAUCUAAGGGCUAAGCAGAGUAAAUAAGUGAUGGUAUCCUGCUAGUCUCUGUGUCCACUGAUGAGUAUGACAUGUCCUAGUUUGUGAGGAUGAAAGCUUCGCAUGUGGCUGGUUGAAAGCCUUUUUUGGUUAUUGUUAUGGGUUGGCUGAAUGAGAGUGUCAACAGCCUCCAUUUCUAUUUUUGUUUUUUAAGAAUUCUUUUGUGCCACUUGUAGUUUCCUAACUUAUAUUUGUCAUGUGUGGGUCUGUGAUACAUGGAAUUGUGUUCUGUUUAUUGUGAUUGGGUGCUGAUGUUAACAUUGUUUUUAGAUGUAUAUA
This is a messenger RNA of Dioscorea cayenensis subsp. rotundata (Guinea yam), 1698 nucleotides long. RefSeq names its product protein EARLY-RESPONSIVE TO DEHYDRATION 7, chloroplastic. Bases 16 to 1407 code for a protein of 463 amino acids. The transcript has 4 exons. The record is from RefSeq and is a predicted model, not a curated record. Lineage: Eukaryota; Viridiplantae; Streptophyta; Magnoliopsida; Dioscoreales; Dioscoreaceae. Gene Ontology annotation, cellular component: plasma membrane.